Molecule: messenger RNA, 3396 nt
Organism: Batrachochytrium dendrobatidis JAM81
Lineage: Eukaryota; Fungi; Chytridiomycota; Chytridiomycetes; Rhizophydiales
Product: GTPase RIA1
Exons: 13
Coding region: 1-3396 (1131 amino acids)
Biological process (GO): cytosolic ribosome assembly
Cellular component (GO): cytosol; ribonucleoprotein complex
Molecular function (GO): GTPase activity; GTP binding; ribosome binding
Source: RefSeq, a predicted model, not a curated record
AUGAAUCCAGCCGUAUCUUCUACUAAUGCUACCAUCAGCAGUCGUGUAGCUCAAUUGCAGACCCGGCCUGAUUGCAUUCGCAACAUUUGCAUUCUAGCACAUGUGGAUCAUGGCAAGACAACACUUUCUGAUGGGUUGUUGUCAUCCAAUGGCAUCAUCAGUUCAAAGCUGUCAGGUAAAGUAAGGUAUUUGGACUCUCGACCCGAUGAGCAGGAACGAGGCAUUACAAUGAAGUCCAGCGGUGUUUCACUGCUUUUUAAUGUCAUGCAGCGAGUAAAGUGUCCGUCUGGAAAUGCAAAUGAGUUUGAAACCAAGACAAAUGAGUAUCUCAUUAAUCUGAUCGAUUCGCCCGGUCAUGUCGAUUUCUCUUCGGAAGUAUCAACAGCAUCUCGAUUGUGCGAUGGAGGUCUUGUUCUUGUGGAUGUCGUUGAAGGUGUUUGCACUCAGACACAUACAGUACUUCGCCAGGCAUGGACCGAUAAAGUCAAGCCCAUCCUUGUUCUUAACAAAAUUGACCGUCUUAUAACAGAGCUUAAAAUGACACCAUCGGAAGCAUAUACUCAACUCAACCAAAUUCUUGAACAAGUGAAUGCUGUUCUUGGAAGCUUUUACUCUGAAGCGCUGAUGAAGGAUGCUACAAAGAAAUACGAGGCAAAAGUAGCUUUGGGAGAUAAUUUCGAUAUAGAUGUUGGUAUUGAUGAUGCUACAUGUGAUACCGAUCAAGUGGAUGCUCCAGAUAUGGAUGAUUCAGAUAUCUAUUUUUCUCCAGAAAAGGGAAAUGUAAUUUUUGCAAGUUCCCUUGACGGUUGGGCCUUUCGUGUAAGCCAGUUUGCUCAAAUGUACGCGGCUAAACUCGGAGUCAAGGAAUCCAUGCUGAACAAAGUCAUUUGGGGCGACUUUUAUUUGGAUUCAAAAGCCAAAAAAGUGAUUGGCAGAAAGAAACUUUGUGGCAGAUUGUUGAAACCACUGUUUGUUCAGUUUGUUUUGGAUAAUAUCUGGGCUGUAUACCACGCCGUCAUUAUAAGCCAUGAUCGUGAAAAAAUCGAAAAGAUUGUCAAGACCAUCAAUGUCACGAUUCUUCCACGCGAUCUCAGAUCCAAGGAUUUAAAGGCUCUUGCUCAAAAUAUUAUGACACAGUGGCUGCCUUUAUCUAAAGCUGUCCUGUUGGCUGUGGUUCAACAUAUCCCCUCUCCUGCAGUUGCACAGGCUGAUCGCCUUCCACAGAUUUUGUAUCCAGAUGAUGCGACAUCUGCAGCGGCUCACCUUCAAACAGAUACACCAUCAAGUGGCUUAUCAACACCAAUCCAAAAACUCACUACAUCCAUGGAACAGUUGCAGUUUGCUACAGAUCGCGAGGUACUUGAUAAAGCAGUUUAUGCUUGUAAUGCUUCCACAGACGCCCCAGUGGUAGUCUAUAUCAGCAAAAUGUUUAGCGUUUCUCGAAAUUCGCUACCUAAACUUGGAAAACAAUCUUCAAUAGACCCAGAUACAAUGUUGUUGCGCCGUCAAGAGAUUAUUCGAAAAAGUCGAGCAUUAGAUCGUGAAAAGGCCAUUGCUGGCAUAGAUGAUGCAUCGCUUGGAUUAAACAAUACUAUGGAUAAGCCAACAAUAUUUCAACUAAACUCUAGCCAUGCAUCGUCUACAAAUGACUCAUUCAGCCACUUAGAGAACGAUGAAGUACUUGUCGGGUUUGCACGAAUCUACUCUGGAACAAUCCGUGUGGGUCAAACCCUAAAUGUUUUGGGGCCUAAAUACAAUCCACUAUUCACUGAUACAAACAACUCUGCGUACUAUUCUACAGCAACUGUUGAACGUCUUUUCCUCAUGAUGGGUCGAGACUUUGAGGAUUUAGAUUGCGUUCCUGCUGGAAACGUGUUUGGAAUUCUUGGUCUUCAAGACCAUGUGCUCAAAAACGCAACAGUGAGCUCCACCUUAGCUUGUCCAAGUAUGGCUGGUGUAAAAACAGACAUAAAACCAAUUGUAAGAGUGGCACUGGAACCAGUUGAUCCUACACAGAUGAAGCAGCUAGUACACGGAUUAGAUAUGUUGAAUCGUGCCGACCCAUGUGUUGAAGUUAUUCUUGAAUCUACUGGCGAAAACGUGAUUGUAUGUGCUGGAGAGCUACAUCUAGAGAGAUGUUUAAGAGAUUUGCGUGAGCGAUUUUCACGGAUCCAAAUUCAGGCAUCACCACCGAUUGUACCAUUUCGUGAAACACUUUCCAUUUUUCCACGUAUUGUGCAACAAUCAGUCUCGAUUCAGCCGGAAGAUACUGUGCAAGCACCAAGCACAUUAUUCAAUACUGAGUCGUCAAUGCCGUUACCCAUUGGCACAGUAAUGCAAGAAACCAAAAAUAAGAUGUGCGGACUAAAGUUGCGUGCAGUGCCAUUACCGCCUAUUGUACGCGACUUUCUUGCUAAAUCAGUCGGGAGAGUGCAGAUUAUUGAUGCAAUGAAAGACACACAAAAGCGUGGAGAGGCUCUGCAGGAAUUUGAGUUGGAGUUGAAGGCUAGUAUGGAUCAUGCUAUCAAAGAAGGCGAUGGUGUGGUUUCCAAGGUUGACUGGAAUCAGAUUCUUCAAGGAAUCGUUUGCUUUGGACCCAAGGGUAUUGGAUCAAACAUCUUGUCAUGCACAGCUCAAACAUACAGCAUGAACAAGUGGAAUCAAACAUCUUUUAAAAAGGAUUAUGGAGAACUAAAACUAGAUCAAACAGAAAGCACGCCUACUGAAUGGACUUCCAAAAAUGCUCGUACAGCCGAAUUUGAAAACAGUUUUGUAUCUGGAUUUCAACUAUCUGCUGCUUCAGGCCCACUCUGUGCCGAACCAAUGAGUGGUGUUUGCUUUGUGAUUGAGGAUGUUCAAUUUAUGACUGCAAGCGAACAAGAUGAAGUUACAAGACAUGCUACUCUCCCUGGACAGAUCUUAGCCAUGAUGCGCCAAGCAAUGAAACAGUCAUUUUUACAGUGGUCGCCAAGACUCAUGCUAGCCAUGUAUUCGUGCAAUCUUCAAACUCCGACAGACAUCUUAGGCAAAGUGUACGGUGUCCUUAACCGUCGACAUGGGCGUAUCUUAUCUGAGGAUUUAAAGGAGGGCACACCGUUUUUUGAAAUCAUGUCGGAUAUGCCUGUUGUUGAAAGCUUUGGAUUCACUGAUGAGCUUCGAACAAGAACCUCGGGUGCAGCUAGUCCACAAUUGAUGUUUACAGGAUUCCAAGUACUGGAUCAGGAUCCAUUUUGGGUGCCUACUACAGACGAAGAACUUGAAGAUUUGGGCGAAAAAGCCGAUCGUGAUAAUCUUGCCAAAAAGUAUAUGGAUGCAGUUAGAAAACGCAAGGGGAUGUUUACAGAAAAGAAAGUGGUUGAGCAUGCCGAAAAACAAAAGACUCUCAAAAACAAAUAA